Scatophagus argus is the source of this 3547-nucleotide messenger RNA. It is a transcript of the gene brinp3a.2, whose product is annotated as bone morphogenetic protein/retinoic acid inducible neural-specific 3a, tandem duplicate 2. Gene Ontology annotation, biological process: positive regulation of neuron differentiation; negative regulation of mitotic cell cycle. The transcript is spliced from 9 exons. The record is from RefSeq and is a predicted model, not a curated record. Lineage: Eukaryota; Metazoa; Chordata; Actinopteri; Scatophagidae. Bases 705 to 2987 code for a protein of 760 amino acids.
CGGGAUAUUUAACCAUCUUCGUAGGGGCGGCUGUCCGCGUCCCGGCAGCCGCAUUCCGCCGCAUCUGUCCGACGCUGGACUGCACCGGCUUCUGGCUGAAUCAAAUGCGCAAACGCGUGUUUCUAAUCUUCUAAUCGACAGCCCCUUUGCGCUCCUUGAGUCUUUCUCCUCCUGCUCCUCCUCCUCUUUUCUCUCCUCCUCUACUCGUCUCUCUCCUCUUGACUACAUCUCCUGCUGGAUGAUUUCAUUUUGUAAAGUCAUUAUCCCCAGAAAGGUCAAAGCCUCUGCUUCUAGGAACGUAGAAUUACACUGGGAUAAGCCGAGCCACAGCGAAAGUCAAAGUUUCUCACUGGUGUAGAACCGUGCGACGGAUUGGUCCGGAGCAGCCGAUUACUUUUACUCCUUCUCGGAUCCCUGAGCGUUUGUGGAGUGCUGUUUUUCUCCCGCUCUUGAGUCCCGACAAACUGUGAAAUGACUUUCUCUACAAUUUCGACAGUUGAGAGUCACCGAGAUUCAGCCAGAGAAUGGGAAAUACCGAGUUAAACUUUAUCUGCUGUUCCAAGCCGCGGUGCUCCGGGGGCGUUGAGGUGAUGCAGGUCCCCUGGUCAUCCCAGUGGAGGAAGCAGAUAAUGAAGAGUGGCUUUGGCUGCUGAACGUCCCCCACCACCACCACCCUCAUCCCUCCUUCGCUCCCUCCAUCUCUGAUGGCUCUAUGGGGCGUCGUCAGCCUCAGCCUUCACUGCUGGGUGUGUUUGCGGUCUGUGGUAAUAACAGCAGCAGCAACAGCCAGCCUCCCCAAUGACAAGCCCGGGGGCCCCCUGGACUGGCUCCUGUCUGAUAAAGGGCCUUUCCACCACUCCCCAGAGUAUAUCGACUUUGUGGAGAAGAACCGACAAGGUUUCUCCACCAGAUACAAGAUAUACAGGGAGUUUGGGAGAUGGAAGGUAAACAACUUGGCAGUGGAAAGGAGAGAUUUCUUGGAGUCUCCGUUACCUCUCACUCCUGAGUUCAUCAGGAACAUUCGACUCCUGGGCCGCAGGCCCACUACCCAGAUGAUCACUGACAAUCUGAUCAGGAAGUAUGGGACACACUUCCUGUUGUCAGCCACACUGGGAGGAGAAGAGGCCUUAACAAUAUUUGUGGACAAGAGGAAACUGAGUAAGAAAGCGGAGGUGAGCGAUUACUCGGGGAACUCCUCCACUGUGACUCUGGAAGCUCUGCACCAGCUGGCUGCCUCUUACUUCAUUGACAGGGAGAGCACUCUGCGCAAGCUGCACCACAUCCAGAUCGCCUCCACUGCCAUCAAGGUGACAGAGACCCGCACCGGUCCUCUUGGAUGCAGUAACUAUGACAACCUUGACUCUGUUAGCUCUGUGCUGGUUCAGAGCCCUGAAAAUAAAGUCCAGCUGCAAGGCUUGCAGGUGAUCCUUCCAGACUACUUGAGAGAAAGUUUUGUUCAGGCUGCUCUCAGCUACAUAGCCUGUAAUGGAGAGGGGGAAUUUGGCUGCAAGGACAAUGACUGCUGGUGCAACUGUGACCCUAAGUUCCCAGAGUGUAACUGCCCUUAUAUGGACAUCCAAGCCAUGGAGGAGAGCCUGGAGAGGAUCACAGAGACAUGGGGGAUCCUCUACAAGGAGUUCGAGGAAUCAGAUGAAUUCAAAGCGUUCUACGCCAGGCUGCCCCAGAACUACUUCCUGAAUGUGUCCACCAUCCAGCACUUGUGGUCGAUGGACAGCGUGUUCCAGUGGCGAUAUGAGCAGCUGGAGAACAGCAUGCGCGUCCUCUCCAGACGAGCCCACAGAGUCAUCUUCAAGCUCUUCAGUCUCAGUAAGAGAUGUCACCGACAGCCCCAAGUCCGCCUACCAAGAGAACGGCCUCAGUCCUACUGGCUGAGUCAUUUCCAGUCCCUCCUGUAUUGCUCAGAGAACAACCAGCUCGGUGAAUUCUCUGAGGAGCUCCACAGCUGCAGCUGUCGAUACGAACACAGCCCCUGUCAGAUGCCGCCGCCCUGCUUUGUUGGGGAAGGCUCCGCUUGCGCAACAUGUGCACCAGACAACCACACCCGCUGUGGGAGCUGCAACUCGGGUUUUGCCCUGAUGCAGGGGGCCUGCAAACCCAUGGUGGCAGACUCUACAGAGAACUACCUGGGAUUCGAGACAGAUCUCCAGGAUUUGGAGCUGGGUUACCUACUGCAGAGAUCUGACCGCAGACUAGAGGUCCAUGCAAUCUUCAUCAGCAAUGACAUGCGACUGAACAGCUGGUUUGACCCAUCAUGGAGAAAGAGGAUGCUGCUGACGCUAAAGAGCAACAAGUACAAGUCUAACAUGGUCCACAUGCUGCUGGGAAUAUCCCUCCAGAUCUGCCUUACAAAGAACAGCACCCUGGAGCCUGUCCUUACUCUCUACAUCAACCCAUUUGGAGGGAGCCACUCAGAAAGUUGGUACAUCCCCGUCAAUGAGAAUAAUUUUCCAGAUUGGCAGGCCACUAAGCUAGACUUACCCUUUGAGUGCUAUAACUGGACUCUGACACUGGGCAACAAGUGGAAAACGUUCUUUGAAACCAUUCAUAUCUACCUUCGGAGCAGAAUAAAGACUCAAGACGGUGUCAAUGACAGCAUUUAUUAUGAGCCUUUAGAGGUGACAGAUCCUGCUCGGAACCUGGGCUACAUGAAGAUCAACAGCAUACAAGUCUUUGGCUACAGCAUGCACUUUGACCCAGAGGCGAUCCGUGAUUUGAUUCUGCAGCUGGACUACCCGUACACCCAAGGUUCCCAAGACACAGCCAUGCUUCAGCUCUUGGAAAUACGCGACCGUGUAAACCGGCUGUCCCCUCCGGGUCAACAGAGGUUGGACCUGUUUGCCUGUCUUCUGCGGCACCGGCUCAAACUGACAGCCAGCGAGGUGGUUCGCAUUCAUGCCUCCUUACAGGCCUUCAGCUCACGUCUUCCCAGUUCGAUGGAUUAUGAGACCACCAAGCUGUGCAGUUAACAGCUGCUUGAUGGAAGAUGUGGACUGUAAAUUGCCUCAAGGAGAAAUGCUGGACAUAAGAGCUGUGCCAACUGUGAGGUAGAUGCUUACAGUCUCUAUGGAUUACCAAAUGUAUGGUAUAUAAGGAGAGAAAUCAGAAAGAAUGUACUCAUCUUUUGGUUUCUGUUUUGUGACAGCUACCUUCAGUGCUGUAUCAUACAGAGAGAGGUGGAUCAGCAAGAAAAUGCACAACUGUUUCAUGAGAACAAACUCGACAACAAAUGAACUCAACAGUAGAAAUUCAGAUACUGCUAUAUAAAAGUUGAUCCAUCCUGUUUCAAUAUGACUCUGUUCAUUUAUACUGUAAGUACCAAUGCCAAAUGAACGGACAUUUUACGGUAAAAAUGGUACAUGUUUGUUUGUAAUUUUUAUAUGUUCCUCUUGCUUCAGUGACAGUGCACUUUCCAUAAAGACCAGAAUACAGUGGUGUCAGUCAAGAUUUUGUAGAUAAAUUGAUAUUAAAACAUCAUGUUAUAACAGAUUACAGCUUUUGGAAUAUUUUUCAAGAUCCUUCAAACUAG